AUGUCUCUAGUAAUUAUUGAAAUGAGAACACACGUUGAUUGUGGAACUCACUUUAUCUUUUCUUGAUUGUUUCGGUCCUUUAACCAGUGCAGCCCCUAGCGGUUGUUCCGUUGGAACACUCAAUCGAGAUCGGCAAGGGGGACCCACAUCCGAGAGACGCAGAGAAGAAGAGAGUGCGCGGUUUGGCGGCGGUAGGUCAAAACGGACUCCGUGCGCCCCGCUCGACUUUUUUCGUUUGCAAAUCAAUAGCAUUCAUUUUAUUUCAGUUGUCCUCGACUCCUCUGCGAACACUUCUUAACACCUACGAAGUUCCGACAUCUGAAUGGACUUCUCUUAUUCAUCGCAUACAGGAUAGCAAGAUUUAUCAGUUCUGUUCUAAGGUAACCGCUUCUCAUCCGUUAAAGAAGCCUGUGGUUAAUGUAUUGCAGUUGUUCAUGCAGUUUGCGGGGGAUGAUGCAAUCUAUGGAACAGUUCGACUACAUAGUUUUUCCGCUGGAAGAAAAAGAGGUUUCAUGAGCUAACUGUUGCUUACAAUAAUAUCGAUGUAAUUCCAAUGGAAGAUCCACGAAUUAUAAAGAUAAUCAAUUUGCUGCAAGAAGCAGAGAGUGAGCUCAAAGAUGCCGAAGUCUCAAGAAAGGAUCCGUACUGCACUGAUUUCAUUCUGGAUUUGGUCGAAAAUUGCGGUCUUUACUCGAAUCCGACCGGAAUAGCGCGUCGUGAAAAAGCUUCCAAAUUUUCAUUGAGCGCUCGGGAUGCCAAAUUUAUCUUGUACCCUAUUUGGAAGACCUUGUACGAAUUACCCGAUGCUACAUAGAGAUUAUGCUUCAAAAUGCGAGACAGUACUUCACAGAAGGACAAAGUGUUUUCGAGUGCUCUUGGACGGUGAGACUAUUCCGAAGGGCCCAAAUUGUGCUGCGAAAAAGCUUAUUGCAGCCGAUAUCGUUCUCCUUUAUUAGGUUGCCAGCCGCACAAAGACCCUGAUUUCAUCUGAGAGAAAAUAGUAACAUUUGGCAACUUUGUAUGUCUUAUGAAGAAACUAAAAACUUAUUGGGCUAGUUGAUCAAAUAGCACUUCAAGUUGGCCAUGAACUAGGUCAUUUUGACUACAGACUGUCGCCCAAAACAUGUUUUCGGUCACAUGGAACCAAAUGUCAACAGUUUUAUUUCUCGCCGUUAUCAGCGGACAGCUGGUCACAAUUUUUCUUUCCCUUAUUCUCAUUAUAAAUGUGGCAGCAGUUUUUCGUAGUCAUUUGGAGUGAAAAUACUUAUUUUAUAGUAUGUAUCGAACAUUUUCGUGAUUAUUAGUUCAUAUUGUGUUGGUUUUUGUGGUUUUCCUUUUCACUUCAGUUGAUAAUCUCCCCAGCUUCAUCAUGUAGCAGACGUCCGUUAUCGUCAUUAUUUCUUUCAACGACAUAGAGUACCAAGGUACAAUGUUCUUGUGUUCUAUGUAUAAUUAUCAUUAUAAGGACGCCGUGGAGGUAACUGAUUGCGACCAAAACGCGGAACAGAACUUGAUGAUUAGAAAGUUUUAAAAACCCGCCUCUUUCCUCUAAUACUCUUCAGACUGCUCAUUUCUCCAUUACUGAAACAUUUUCCGUUAUAGAAAUGGUAUCGUUCAAAAAAGUUGCUGACAAAGUACUGAUCGCUAUUCAUUGUGUUGUACUUGGAGCCUACUUGUGAGUUUCAUCUUUUUCCCAGUGCAACAACACGAGAGUCUUUCUUCAAAAAAAAACACGUUUCAGAAUAAAAAAAGUGGACUACAUGGAGUUCUACUUCGACUUGAAAAUGCAUCAGUGUCACACAGAUCAAGCCAAAAUUGUGAGUGAUAAUUGUCAAAAUUUUUGGGAGCCACAAAUACAAUAGGGAAGAUAAUAGAAAACCGAGAAACUGAAAAUUCUCGAGAAAAACGGGCCGCAGUCCAAAAUGGCUGAUUCAUAUUUUGUAUUUUCAGGAGCAACUCGAAAAAUGGGACGACAAUCACAAGUUUGACAUUCCACCGGGGAUCAGUCAAGAAGAAUGGAGAACAUUCUGGUUCAUGUUUCGAGAAACGGCAUAUUUGAAGUACAAUUUCUUAUUUGAUGAGACUUACACCCCGCCCGCACUUCGAAACGAUCUAAUUGUACUAACAGACGGCGGCCAUACAAUUAUGGUUUCCAUUCCCUCACCCUAA
Molecule: messenger RNA, 2169 nt
Organism: Caenorhabditis sp. 36 PRJEB53466
Lineage: Eukaryota; Metazoa; Nematoda; Chromadorea; Rhabditida; Rhabditidae
Source: the annotation of a GenBank genome assembly